This is a messenger RNA of Lachnellula hyalina, 525 nucleotides long. RefSeq lists its product as uncharacterized. The record is from RefSeq and is a predicted model, not a curated record. Lineage: Eukaryota; Fungi; Ascomycota; Leotiomycetes; Helotiales; Lachnaceae. The coding region runs from base 1 to 525 and encodes 174 amino acids. The transcript is spliced from 2 exons.
AUGUAUUUCUACGCCGCUGCCUCUCUCCUUCUUCUUGCAACAGCACAGGCCUCGGUCCUGAGCACAACGAACAUCGCAACAGUACUAGCCGGCGCUACUUCUCAAUCCACGCUCACUAUCCCAGCCGAUGCUAUGGCUGCCAUAGCAAAACUUGGGACAGGAGGGUCUACAGCCUCAACCCUCUCCGCGGCAGACAAAUCAGCUAUCUCGUCUUGUACGACUACAGCGCAGGCCAAUAAUACUGCCAGUAAAGCCAAUCUCGGCGGAGGAACUGGUUCAGCAGGAAACAUUGCAUUUGUCACAAAUAAAAUAACAACUCAUGCCUGCGAAAGUGCGGGCCAGCAGAUAGCCUUGGCCGCUGGAGGAGCCGCGGCCAGUGACACGGAUGUCAAUCUUUUGAUAUCAAACGUUGGGGUUCUGAAUGCGAACACUGACGCUGCCGGCAUCACACGAAAGAGGGAUAUGGGAUAUGCGAGGUCGUUGAAGGAGUAUCUGGCAUUGAGGAAGGCGCGAGGGUUGAUAUGA